This is a messenger RNA of Nanorana parkeri, 2636 nucleotides long. It is a transcript of the gene TAF4B, whose product is annotated as TATA-box binding protein associated factor 4b. The transcript has 14 exons. Gene Ontology annotation, molecular function: DNA binding; RNA polymerase II general transcription initiation factor activity; protein heterodimerization activity. Gene Ontology annotation, cellular component: transcription factor TFIID complex. Gene Ontology annotation, biological process: DNA-templated transcription; transcription initiation at RNA polymerase II promoter. NCBI's taxonomy places the organism in Eukaryota, Metazoa, Chordata, Amphibia, Anura, Dicroglossidae. The record is from RefSeq and is a predicted model, not a curated record. The coding region runs from base 54 to 2621 and encodes 855 amino acids.
UAAGCCAGGCUGUACCUUUAACCCAUGGGGUCCUUGUCAAGAGCCUGCCCGCAAUGUCCACCCCUGAUCGUCCCAUCACACCUUCUCAGGUGGAGUCUGGACCCCCCGCCAGCCUGAGCCAGGUAUCGGUGGCUCCCCAGACCCCUGUGAUCUCUGCACCGAUGUGCACGCUCAUAACGAAAGUUGCCCCCGCAGCGGUUCAAGCGUCAAAAGUGACAAGCGGCCCCAAAAUGACAGCAACGCAGCAAUCAGUUCCUGCCAAGGCGGCUCAGACAACCAUUCAGCUACCCGCAAACUUCCAGAUUCCACCCGGUACUGUUCUCGUCAGGACUGGCAAUGGCCAACUUAUGUUGGUCUCGCAGCAGGCUCUGGCCCGAGCUCAGGCACAAGUACAAAAUGCCAAACCCCGUGCACCAAAUGCUCAAACUGUUCAUAUCGCCAAUGUACAGACUGCAGGUACACCAAGCAAUGCUACCAAAGUUUCCUCUUUGGUCUCCAAAGCAGGUCCUUCUGUCCCAGUCCCUACUGUAGUUAGAAUCUGCACUACUCCUCAAACAAUAGCUAACAGCCAGGGAACCUCAACGGUCAUUAUUAGAGCCCCUGCUCCCUUGACCACUCCCAUAACUACUCUCUCACGUACUUUACCUUCUGUAGUAACAGUCCCUGCCUCUACUGGAGUUUCAUCUGCAGCCAGCGUGAAUUCUACCACUGUCACAAUGGUUCCUGUUAGAACUUCCUCACCGACAGUCACACCAGUGACAAACCAUGGAACCUCUAUUAUGGCCCCAGCUACGAUUGUAUCUUCUACUACUACUACAUCAUCACCAACUGCCAGCUCUGUUUUACACAUUAUGGUUAAUCCAGUUAAGUCCAAUAUUGUACAGACUACUGUGCCAUCUAACAGUCAGCAAGUUACUGCAAGUAGUCCUGCUCUCAAGGUGGCAUCUAAGAAUAGCUGUUUUACCACUUCGACUACUGUAGCAUCUGCCCCGAUUAUUGUAUCCUGUAUAGCCCCAGCUUCUACUAUGGUUCACACUGUGGUGACUGAAAAUAACCCACCACAGCAGAUGCAAACAAGCACCCCAGCAAUAACCUCCAGUGUUGUCCCAAAGAAUGCAGAACCUUCGAGUAAACUGCAAAGCACGCAACUUCCUAACCACUCACAGGAAGCAAUGGAUAAUGUAAAGAAAUGCAAGAAUUUUCUUGCAACACUUAUAAAACUGGCAUCCAGUGGACCACAAUCACCGACCAUGGGCCAGAAUGUGAAAAAUCUGGUGAAGAAUUUACUUGAUUCAAAACUUGAAGCGGAAGAAUUUACUACAAAACUCUACAAAGAACUGAAGUCAUCACCACAGCCAUAUCUGGUGCCAUUCCUAAAGAAAAGUUUACCCUCACUGCGCCGGAUGAUGCCAAACUCCCAGGAGUUUAUCUUACAAUGUGGUCCACAGAACUCAACGCCACCUGUCACUGCCACCAACUCACUCUCCUUUGUUAAGAUUACACCUACAACACCUAUACAGACAAUAAAACCAGCUAGUACUACAAUAAUUAGCAAUGCCAAAGUUCCGCAGGCUACAAUAGCUGUGCCGCAGCAACUCAACAGCUUAAAAGCUAUGAACUUUAAGCAGUUGGUAGUUCAGCAGCCAGCCGGCGGUGUAGUGAAGCAUGUGACCGCGCUGCCCUCCCGUGCGACAGUGACCCUUAAACCUGGAGAGAAGCAAAUCUCCCUGAAUACACUUAUCCAAGCAGGGCACCUGGCACCAGGAUCAGUACUAAAACAAAUCACUCUGCCAGGAAAUAAAGUUAUUUCCCUUCAAGCAUCUCCUCUUCCCGUAAAAGAGAAUGGCGCAGCAUGCUUCAGAGAGGAAGAUGAUAUUAAUGAUGUCACAUCUAUGGCUGGUGUUAACCUGAAUGAAGAGAAUGCCUGUAUUUUGGCAACCAAUUCUGAACUUGUUGGUGCUGUGAUCCGGUCUUGUAAAGAUGAGCCUUUUCUCUUUGCCUCUGCCCUGCAAACUCGAAUUCUAGACAUAGGUAAAAGGCAUGAUAUUAAGGAACUUAACUCUGAUGUUAUGAACCUACUCUCCCAUGCCACACAAGAGCGGUUGCGAGGGCUUAUUGAAAAGCUGACUGUGGUGGCACAGCACAGGUCAACAAACUACAAGCAAAGUGAUCGCUAUGUACAGUCCAGUGAAGUUCGGGCACAGCUUAAGUUUCUUGAGCAACUUGAGCACUUGGAGAGACAACGCAAACAUGAAGAAGAAAGGGAGAUGCUUCUCCGAGCAGCAAAGAGCCGUUCAAAUAAAGAAGAUCCGGAGCAAAUAAGAUUAAAGCAAAAAGCCAAAGAGCUGCAGCAGCUGGAACUAGAGCAACUGCAAUACCGAGAAGCGAAUCUUACAGCGCUGGCUGCAAUUGGACCAAGGAGGAAAAGACCUUUGGAAUCGUCACACCUUCAUAAUGUGCUGGAGGAGUAUCAAGGAUCUGAAUCUUCUGUUUUCAGAAUUCCCAAAUCAAUGUUUGUUCCCAGGAUCACUCGUGUUAGUCUCAGGGAUUUGAUAUUUUGCAUGGAACAAGAACGAAUGAGUAGAUAUUCCUUGUCCCUGUACCGAGCCCUCCUGAAAUGAACUUUCUGACCAGCA